Molecule: messenger RNA, 771 nt
Organism: Tetrahymena thermophila SB210
Lineage: Eukaryota; Ciliophora; Oligohymenophorea; Hymenostomatida; Tetrahymenidae
Product: biogenesis AIM24 protein
Exons: 5
Source: RefSeq, a predicted model, not a curated record
AUGGAAGCACUGAUAAAAAAUAUAUAAAGCGCUUAGGUUAGUUAUUAAAUACUAGGAGAUGAUUCAUAGAUUUUGUAGAUUAUUCUUGGCUAAAAUUGUUAAAUAAUCUGCCAAACUGAUUCUAUUCUAACUAUGAGCUCUGAAAUAAAGAUGGAUAAAUAUAGAUAAAUUAAAAACAAAAACAAUGGAAUUUUUUCCAGAUUUUGGAAUUAUCUAACAGAAUUGUGCGAAUUGAGCUAAAAUGCAUAUUAUAAACUUAGUAACCCAACAAAUUAAAUUCUACAUUUAGAGCUAUAAAAAAGGUUAGGGAAAGUUCUGGUUUUAAAUGGUUAGUUAUUUAGCAACUUGAUUGUAAAAAAGAGAUCGCUUUUGGCAAUAUCUAGUUUUGAUGAUAUUGAUUUAAAAUGUCUUGAGUUUGAUAUAAAAACAAUAAAAAAUAAUGGAAAUUAUAUAUCAAAGCAGCAAUGGCUAUAAAUUAAAAAUCCUGAUCUAUACUUUUUUGUUUAAUCAAACAGAGCAAUUUUAGAAAAGGAGUUAGGUGAAGAUGAAAAAAUAAUUAUCAAAUAAAUUUGUCUUAUUGCUUUUUCGUAUACAUGUAAAUUUAGCUACGUAUAGAAGGAUAAAUCUGGAUACUUUGGAAAUCUACCAUCUGAUCAAAUAAUUCAAAUAUCAGGUCCAGGCAUAGUAUUUGUUUCAAAUGAUUAAAUAUCUCAUAGAUUUCCUCAUUAUAAUCAUAAUACAAUUUACCCAAAUUUGAACGAUAUUGAUUGA